CCCACCGCGUCCCGCUCCAUCCCAUCCCCGGUUCCUCUUCCCGACGCCGCCUCCAGAGACCCUACUCCAUCGCGGCGGCAGCGCCCCCAAAGAGCUCCUCGCGGGCGGGGGCAGCCCCCCGUUGGUCUCCUGGGAUUGGUGUGUUUUCAGGCCUCCCUCUUUCUGCUUCUCAUCCUAGGAAUCCUGGCCUUCGGCGUCCUCGGCCAUGGCCUCUCUGCAGGUGGCUCACCCUUACUGGCCCCAAGACCUCCAACUCAGUGGUUACGUGCCCAACGAUAAGCCCGUGUGGCAGAUCCUCGCGCUGUUCUUUUCCGUCUCGGGGGCGCUCCUGGGGGCUACGUGGCUGUUGUCUGGCCAGGGGAAGGGAGGGAGUGGAAGCCCCUGGCGGCGGCUCAUCAUCUGCUGGUUUGCCGUGUGCGCCUUUGUGCACUUGGUGAUCGAGGGCUGGUUCAGCCUCUACCACCAGGACAUCGCUGGGGAUCAGGCCUUCUUGUCCCAGCUGUGGAAGGAGUACUCCAAGGGAGACAGCCGAUACAUUCUAGCGGACAACUUUACGGUGUGCAUGGAGACGGUGACAGCCUGGGUAUGGGGCCCACUCAGCUUGUGGGCUGUGGGAGCCCUUCUGAAACAGAGACCUGAGCGAUUCCUUCUCCAGCUUGUCAUCUCCUUGGGCCAGCUGUAUGGGGAUGUCCUUUAUUUCUUCACUGAGUAUCAGCAUGGCUUCCAGCAUGGGGAGUUUGGGCACCCGCUCUACUUCUGGUUCUACUUUGUCUUCAUGAAUGCCCUGUGGAUCAUCGUGCCUUCCGCCCUCCUCCUGGAUGCCUGGCGCCAUCUGACCUGUGCCCAGUUGCUAGCAGAUGGUGCUGCUGGCCCCCGAGGCCCCCAAAAGCAGCAUGAACAUUUCCAGUGAAAAGCCCCGGAGAGGCAAGGGAGAAAGCACACUUUCUCCUACUGAGCCGCCUCUUCCUGGCACUCUUCCCCCUCCUGCUCUGCCCUUGACAGGGCUAAUAAAAGUUGCUGAAGGAGCCCCGAA
This is a messenger RNA of Gracilinanus agilis (Agile Gracile Mouse Opossum), 1033 nucleotides long. It is a transcript of the gene EBP, whose product is annotated as EBP cholestenol delta-isomerase. The record is from RefSeq and is a predicted model, not a curated record. Gene Ontology annotation, biological process: cholesterol biosynthetic process. Gene Ontology annotation, molecular function: cholestenol delta-isomerase activity; steroid Delta-isomerase activity; C-8 sterol isomerase activity. The transcript is spliced from 4 exons. The coding region runs from base 206 to 910 and encodes 234 amino acids. Lineage: Eukaryota; Metazoa; Chordata; Mammalia; Didelphimorphia; Didelphidae. Gene Ontology annotation, cellular component: membrane; endoplasmic reticulum.